Labrus bergylta (ballan wrasse) is the source of this 1992-nucleotide messenger RNA. It is a transcript of the gene znf362b, whose product is annotated as zinc finger protein 362b. Gene Ontology annotation, biological process: regulation of transcription by RNA polymerase II. Gene Ontology annotation, cellular component: nucleoplasm. The record is from RefSeq and is a predicted model, not a curated record. NCBI's taxonomy places the organism in Eukaryota, Metazoa, Chordata, Actinopteri, Labriformes, Labridae. Gene Ontology annotation, molecular function: RNA polymerase II cis-regulatory region sequence-specific DNA binding; DNA-binding transcription repressor activity, RNA polymerase II-specific.
UAGGCCUAGGUCAUCGUGUAAAAAUUCAAAGCAACAUAAGCACAAUAUUUCCUCAAUGUCUGUUCUGCAUGGAUGGUAAGGCUGCAGCAGCACCCAGAAGUGAACAAAGCGACCCGGAAGCGGUGGUCCGACUGGAGGCAGACAGAAAGAACAUCAAGCUUUUAUAUUAUAGCUACUCGCAAGACAAUAUCUGCAAUCAGGACACAAGGAUGGCAGAGCCUCGAUUUAACAACCCGUAUUUCUGGCCGCCACCUCCAUCAAUGCCAGGCCAGCUGGAUAACCUGGUGCUCAUUAACAAGAUCAAGGAGCAGCUGAUGGCUGAGAAGAAGCCCCUACACCUGCCACCUACCUCCACACCUUCCCAGCAGACGUUGCUGGUGCCAACCUCUUCCCCCGAUGGAAGUGCUCAGCACAGCAUGCCGGUGCUGAAGCCGCAGCAGCUGUCGGGCCACCACAUUCAGCAGCAGGGCUCCGGACAGCCGGACAUCGCUCUGCAUGCUCGCCCUGCCUCCAGCUCUGGACAAGAUGGAAACAUGGAUGACAAGUCAGCAGUUAAGGCCAAAGGACUGUGGGAGGACUGGCACAUGAGACAGCUCAGCGAGCAACAUGGACGGCUCAACCAUCGAUCAGGCCUGGCUCCCUCUUCCCGACCUGAAAGCCAUGGCACCUCUGAGGCACUAACCCCCACAACCCCAACCUCCAGCAGCCACAACCGUCUGGGUGGCACCCCCUCUGUGAACAUCAUCUCUGGGCUAGCUAGCGGUCCUGGCAUGGACCACAUGAAAGUUGGAGUGGCUGGACUAUUGGGCCCCCCACCAAAAGCACCCCGGGGACGAAAGAAGAUCAAAGCAGAAAACUCAUCUGGUCCUCUGCUUGUGGUGCCCUAUCCCAUCCUAGCUGACCAAGGCUGUGUCACUAUUGCACCCAAAGAGGGCAAAACCUACAGAUGCAAAGUGUGCCCGCUCACCUUCUUAACCAAGUCUGAGAUGCAGAUUCACUCCAAGUCCCACACGGAGGCCAAAGCACACAAGUGUCCCCACUGCUCCAAGACAUUCGCCAACGCCUCCUACCUGUCCCAGCACCUGCGCAUCCACCUGGGGAUCAAACCCUACCACUGCUCAUACUGCGAGAACUCGUUCCGUCAGCUGUCACACCUUCAGCAGCACACCAGAAUCCACACUGGUGAUAGGCCUUAUAAAUGUGCUCACCCUGGAUGUGAAAAGGCUUUUACCCAGCUGUCUAACCUCCAGUCUCACCAGAGGCAGCACAAUAAAGACAAGCCGUAUAAAUGUCCUAACUGCUACCGUGCCUACUCAGACUCCGCAUCAUUGCAGAUCCACUUGUCAGCGCACGCCAUCAAAAACGCUAAGGCCUACUGCUGUAGCAUGUGUGGAAGGGCAUACACCUCAGAGACCUACCUUAUGAAGCACAUGUCCAAACACACGGUGGUGGAGCACCUAGUAAGCCACCAGUCGCCUCAAAGGACAGAGUCUCCCAGCAUCCCCAUUCGCAUCUCCCUCAUCUGAGCUCCCCAGCCACUCAGCAGCAGGUUGGAUUCAGUAUCUAUGUAAGGCCGGUGUAUGAGGACUGCACCCAGAGCCAUCUACAUAAGGCUUACAUUAGCAUUAUAACCGCUGACAUAAGCAUUCAGUAUAUAGGCUGCCUCCAUCCAUCCCCACACAGGCCGUCUGUCAAAAAUGAGCACAGCGUUAUUUUGUGAAUGUAAAAAAUACAGCUAGAUGUUUCUGGAGGAUCAAGUGGCAAAGAAUGUCUUGCGUCAGAUUUAAUAAGCACUUUUUCGUAAGCAUCAUAUAAACUGCUGGAUGCAUUGGCCAUUAGAAAUAUUUAAGUUAGUUUUUUUUUUCUUCCCCUCUUCCAUGAAAUGGUUUCCCAAAAAUGUGCCAGAUGAUAUUUGCCCUUAAAGGUCCCAUAUUAUGCUUUUUCUGGUUUUAUAUGCCCUUUAGUGUGUUUUCCAAGUGUCCUGUGCAUGUU